AUGAUGACUUUCUCGACAGCACCCCAGGAAAUCAACUUCCCCCUGACAUUGCCUCGGGCCAUCUUUCUCGAUAGCGGCGGGGUCAUCAACGAUAAUGACCGUCGGGCACCUCAGUGGGUUCAUCAUCUAGAGCAAUAUAUGCCGACAUCCAAGAUUGGCGGACCCGGUCGACUAUGGGGGAAAGGCAAUGCGAUCAUGUCGGACAGGCUGUUCAAGGGCGAGAACCCUCUUUGGAAGGCACUCAUCGACAGAUCCAAGGACUUUCAUCAGUUCUAUCGGGAUUACCAUCUGUUCUGGAUACAGGAAGGCGUCCGGUUGGUGAACAGCUUCCUGAAGGAGGAGUAUGAUGAGGCCGUCAAUAAUCUCCAAGGUCAUGGAGAUGACGGUGCCAACAAGGAGACACCGCCACUUGUUCAGUUGGCCUUGCCCGAGUCUGAAGAGGAACAGAUCCAGAUUGCCUAUGAUGCCCACCUCUACUGCACCUCCAUCGUCCGUGCAGACUUUCCCGGCGCUGUUGAGGCGAUCUUGGAGUUGAAAUUUGAGCAAGGGUUCACGAUGUACACCUGUUCGGGAGAGUCGGCGACUGAGCUCGAGUUGACCUUCAAGACCCUUGGUAUGUCGACCCUUUUGGCCCAGGAUGAGAAAAAGGCGGCGCACGGACGGUCGUCAACGCCAACCUCACAGGCGAUAACGGAUAUCAGUGUCGAGGAAGCAGCGGAUGUCGUUCUCAGACCGGUAUUUACCAGUCUCUAUGGACCGGACCUGAUUCAAUGCCACAAGGGCUCGAGCGAGUUUUAUCGACAAAUCUUUGAGGACUCUGGGGUGGAUGCACGGGAUGCCUUGGUUGUUGAUGAUAAGGAGUACAUCCUUGCCUGGGCCAAGGUUCACGGAGUAAGGACGGUGAUGAUUUCGACCGAGGAUCGCCGUGGGAAGGAGAUGAUGAUUGAGGUGAACAAGGUCCAGGCAGAUGGAACUGUGGCCAAGGUUAUUGUUCCGGUUGUGGAUGAUCAGCUCGAGUCCCUGUCGCAGCUGCCCGCCUUGACGGCCUCUUGGAAGAAGCACCUUCACGUUAAGGAAUAA
Linnemannia hyalina is the source of this 1080-nucleotide messenger RNA. Lineage: Eukaryota; Fungi; Mortierellomycota; Mortierellomycetes; Mortierellales; Mortierellaceae. The record is from the annotation of a GenBank genome assembly.